UAAGACUGGCAGCCUUCUUGUCCAAUGAGCUACUAAAUGUUAACAGGAAGCACUGUUUUUUUGCAGCAAGCCCCGCCUUUCAGUUCCUGUACUACUUGUUCCUGUGUUUUAAAGACAUGCUCAACCUAUUUCCAAAGCUUCUUUGCUACAUAAAGACUUCUCCACGGAUCAUCAGGACGUCCUGUUCACAGAGGGUUUUACCUGUUUUAACUCUUUUCACAAAGGAUCCAUGUCCCUUGUGUGAGGAAGCGAAAGAAAUGCUUGAACCAUAUAAACACAGGUUUGUAUUGCAGGAGGUGGACAUUACUCUUCCUGAGAACAGUGUAUGGUAUGACCGGUAUAAGUACGACAUCCCAGUGUUUCAUCUGAAUGGACAGUUUUUGAUGAUGCAUCAAGUAAACACAACAGUCCUGGAAAAGCAACUGGCCAAAUCCGAGAAAAAAACAGUCUAAAUACUCAAAGUUACAUAAAACUAAUAUACUGUGACUUUUUUUUACUGUUUUAUCUCAGUUUUUGUGCUUGUAGAGAACUUAGUACAAUUGAAUAUUAAUAAAUAUGUAUGGAAAUUAAAA
Molecule: messenger RNA, 572 nt
Organism: Silurus meridionalis
Lineage: Eukaryota; Metazoa; Chordata; Actinopteri; Siluriformes; Siluridae
Gene: c11h5orf63
Product: chromosome 11 C5orf63 homolog
Exons: 4
Coding region: 117-452 (111 amino acids)
Source: RefSeq, a predicted model, not a curated record